This is a messenger RNA of Effrenium voratum, 2076 nucleotides long. The record is from the annotation of a GenBank genome assembly. NCBI's taxonomy places the organism in Eukaryota, Dinophyceae, Suessiales, Symbiodiniaceae.
AUGGCCUUUGCCUGCUAUGCGCGGGUGGCCAGGUGCCGAGCGGCCCACCUCUCCCUGUGGUCGCGGCAGGUGAACUUGGCCCUGGACCGCCGGGGUCUCGCCUCGGCGCGGGUGCUCUCGGAGAGGCGGCCGGCGCUGUGCUUCGCGGAGCAGCGCCUGCCGGGCGUCGCAGGCAUGCUGGUCUCUGAGCUGGCCGCCCAGUCCAGUGAGCCCAAACCUCAUCCGCGCUGUGAGCUGGAGCCUGAGCGAGACCGGAGGUUUGGGCGCUUGGACUUCGUUCUUGGCUCGGGAAAUUGCACAGAGCCCUUCAGCCUGCCUCAACCCUCAGACGCCCAGGACCCGUGGUCCGGCAAGGCGCUAGGCGAGGCAACGAAGCCUCGGGGCUUCGAUGACUUCUGGACAGAGCAGGAAGCGGUCCAGCGAGGCGAGAAGGAGCCGGACGCGCAUCUCAAGGAGAACGAAGCUGAAAGAGGCAAAGGAGCCAAAAGCAAAGGAGGCAAGGGAGGCACAGGAGGCAAAGGCAGAGGCAGACGAAGAUACAAUGUGGUUGAACGGCCGCCUCGGGCGCGGCCCACCCACUUUGUGGCGAUUCGGCUCUUCUCUCGCUUGUGGCCUGGCAAGCAGGUCGUGCGGGAUGCUUUGUCACUGACCACUGAGCUUGGCGUUUUGCCGAGGAUUCGCCGCACAGUACAGCAGAUGCAACAGUGGUUCAUUGCCAAGAACCCGCUCUUUGAGCACUGCCUGGUUCCGGCCAUCCCCCCGGAGCGCCGGGGCGAGGCCCAAGAGGCGUGUCACGAAGCCGGGGAGGAGAUCCGCGACUUGUUGGGCGACCAAGCGGUAAAGAUCAUCGCCAGCGGCAUCAGCUGCUUCAACGGCCAGAUCCUCUUCACCCGACUCCGCACAGAGCCCCACGACAUGCUUCAGGCCAUCCACGAUGAACUGGCGCUGGCCUUUAUGCGCCACGGCUUCCCGGUGCUUGAUGAGAGCGCGAAGUCUUGGCUGGAGGGAGAUGAGCCUCACGACUUCAAGGCCCAUGCGUCCUUCAUCAAGGUGUCAAAAGCCUUGGCUCAUGCCAAGUCCGAGGGUGAGAAGCGGCAGUUCCGAUCCCUUCGUGUGACCUCGGACGACCUGGACGCCUGGCGCGAUGUGUUCUUCGGCACCCAAAUCUGCACGGAGUUCGAGUUGCUGGACAUGAUCGGCUCGAGCCGGGAUGGCUACUAUCCCUGCUUGCAGCUGGAGUACUUCCACGACCGAACCAUUGUGGUGAGUGAGCCCAGCCUUGAAAUCAGCCUGGCGGCAGGCCCGGUCCGCACGGCGCAGCUGCGGGUGGACCAGCACGCGGGCGCAGGCCUUCAGCUCUCGGCCUGCGAGGCCGGAUACUUGGUGGAGGAGUUGGAGCAGUGGCCCGGCCAGCCCGACAUCCGCGCGCAAGAUGUAAUCGUGGCAGCUGGGGAGGCGCUGCUUAUCGGCUUAGAGGAAUCCAAGAUGGAGGAGGAGUUCCGGCAAUGCUUCAACAAUGGUGCGCUGCUGGUGGGAGCCUUGGAGAUUCGGCGCAUGGAUUUGGACCAAGUCCGGCGCUGCACGCGCCUGCGGCCCUGGGACGAUGGCUCGGGCACCGGCUCGGUGCUCGUGCGCUCCGUGCCGCGCGGCAAGCGCCGGCUCCGCCUGUCUGCGGAGUACCGGCCCGACCCCCUCAACCAGCCAGGAGACCCAUGGGCCAAUGCAGCUGCGGCGGGGUACCUCUACCCGAAAUACACGGGUUGGGGAACCAAGUUCCAGAAGAGGAAAGCGACGGUGGUCGACUCCUCACGCUUCCUCAAGCCCAAAAUGGUGGAACCCGACGAGCGCGGCUUCUUCGAGAGCAAAGAACUCACGAAGGUGCACCAGCGACUCAACCAGACCAUACGCCGAGCGGGUAGCCAGGAGAAGCUCUUGAGGGUUCUCCACGAGGAGAAAGCUAUGCUUAGCAGCUCCAACCGCGUUGCAGCCAUCACUCGGCUGGCAUCCCUUGUGAAGACGGCUCCACACGACCCACGCCUGGAGGGGCUGUUGAAGGAGACCUUCUGGAGGACCUAG